UAUAACUACCAACCUCCCACCAGCUUAAUCUAUAAGGGUCUUCACUAGUGUAUAAUGUUGAUAUUUCUAUGUUUUCAACCACAAUUUAUUUUCAAACACCUAUAACUCACUAAUUAAUUUGCUUCUAUUUUUCUUCUCUAUCAUUUUUAAAAUGAUAAUUUUAUUGUGAUGUUAAAUCAUUUCCAGCAAAUAGGCCGGAACAUAAUUUAGAUAAAAUAAUUCAAUUUCUUGUUUAAACUAAAUCAUGGGAGUCGUAACAAUUACAACCAAACAGGAUUUCGACGACAAAUUAGUUGCGGCCGGCGACAAACUAGUGGUGGUGGAUUUCACCGCGGGUUGGUGUGGCCCCUGUCGUAUAAUUGCCCCGAAGUUCCAAAGUAUUGCAGAAGAAAAUCCCGAUGUUGACUUCUUGAAAGUUGACGUUGACGCAAACCAGGAUUUGGCCGACGAAUAUAAAGUUCAGGGCGUCCCAACUUUUAUUUUCAUCAGGAAUGGGAAAAAACUUGAAUCGUUCUCUGGCGCCAAUGAGGCAAAACUAAAGGAAAACGUGUUGAAAUUGAAAUAAACAUUUCAUUAAAAUGAUAAUCAUUAAAUACUAAUCAAGCAAUAUGUGAUUUAUAUAUUUGUAACCUCGCUUUACUUGCAUUUAAUCUUUGUAUCAAUAAUCGUAACUUAGUUUGUUGCAACUUGUUUUAGCACUUAUAUAUUGAUGGUAUGCAGUAACUUUAAUAUGCAUUUUAUUAAAUAAUAUCAGUUGCAAAAUGUCUAUUAACGAGAAUAUAACUAUGCAGGUAUCAUGUUAGAUGAUGUCAUAAUGUGCAUUACAAAACGAAUAAUGACAUCAUAAUGGAAUAUUUUUACCACUUGUUGGUUGUAUUUAUGACGUCACACAUCUGAUUGAAAUGUCAUUGUUGUGACGCCAACACAGUGGUUUCAACACUCGUGUCUGGACCAUAGAUUUGGGUUUGAGGCUUAACAGCGCCACCAUUGUGGCAUGUGUCUUUGAACAAAACAACAAUUGCUCCAACCCAGUGGUCACUAAUGGGUUGUACAAAUUGUCAACCAUACAUAAAACAAACACCCACAAAAUUACAUACGUGGUAACUUGUAAGCAGGCACGAGGUUUAUGAAACAGAACACCCGUGUCAUAACGACUGUCGUUGCCCGCCAUGCGAGGAUGAAUAAGUUGCAUACGUGGUAACUUGUAAGCGGGCACGAUGUGUAUGAAACAAAACACCCGUGUUAUAACGACUGUCAUUGCCCCGUCAUGUGUGGAUAAACAAUUUACAUUUAUUUAUAUAUGACAAUGCCUUUAUACAAGUAGCAUAGUAACAUUGCACUUCCCCUGCAUACCAUGCAUAAUAUCCAGGUUGAAUUAUGGAGGGGGAGAUAUAUAGGUGGCAUGGCUACUUAAGUGGGUGGGGGAAAAAAUAUUUUGUUUUGCACAACGGGACGCUCUCAUGUUUCGCUUCAAAGGUGGAGAGAAUGAAUAGGAAACCAGCCACGGAAGUUUAUAAUCUUGGUUUGUGCGAGAUUAUAGUCGACCAUGUGACCCCAACCCAGUUUGAAUUAAAAGGAACAAUUGGCGGCAAAGUUUGCUCGUUGAAAACCGACACAAAGGAUGAAAGGCAGCAGUGGAUUAAGUCGUUAGGUUCGGCGAAGGCUUGUUUACUGGAUACUUCAACACUGGGGUUCCUCCCCAAACCAUCGGAGGAUUCGAGACUCCUCACAUCCCAGGUGAGCAGGGAGGUUGAGGAAGAUACUUCACUCGUGGCUUCAUUCGAAUCUGUGGCCAUCGAACCAAAUGAAAAGAUGGAACAAAGUGGAAAUGGAAGUUUAAACAAUCUGUUAUUGUCAUCGGACAACCCAAGUAUUGUUGACGAACCGGAACAAACGAAUAUUCUUCAUCUUUGUGAUGUCACAAAGACAGAGAUUGCAAACCUUGAAGAAGCGAUAACUUUAUUAUCAACGAACGAAAUCGGGAAAAUUUUGUUGAAAGUGGAAACUUCAUGUCGUGCGUUGUUGGCGGCUGUGGAAGAAAAGAAAUUGACUUUGGCUGAGGAUGAACAAGAAGCACAAGAUACACAACUAGCACAAGAUACACAACUAGCACAAGAAAACCAACUAGCACAAGAUUCACACAUUGACAACUUCAGCACUUUCUUUUCAUCCCAACCAACCAACUUCCGUCAUGUGGUGGAUGGAACUAUCUCACGUGAGGGGAAACCCCUCCUUCCAGCUCUAAUAUUCCUCGAGGCUUGUCAAUGUUACCUCAGGUUCUUUGAUCGAUUCAGCGGAACCGUGAUGACCCCAUUGAGGAACGACAUCGAAGGAAACAUCGGGAAGAUCAGGAAAGUUAUGAAGGACUCCGGAAAAGGGUACGACUAUUUACAGGAGAUUGUUGAUCAUGAAAUAAGUCGUAAACAGCACACGGGACCCGACACUGCCACCCAGGCCUUGCUGUGGUUGAACCGCGCACUUAGCGUGAUGUGCCGAUUCCUCAAGAAUGUCGUAACAAGUGAUAGCGCAACUAAACACGACACUGGGGCGUCGUUUAUAUCGGCGUAUAAUGAAUUACUUGCUAAACAUCACAAUUGGAUGGUACAGAAGUUGUUUAAGGUUGGGUUAAAGAUGGUUCCGUCGUAUGAAGCUUUUCAACAAAGCAUGAUCGAUCAGCAGUGUUGGAAGGAGGGGGAAGCUACAGGGGAGGUUGGGUGGUUGGAUGUGUUGGAUGAUAAGAUGGCGCAUCAUGUGAUGCAAUACAUCGAACCUAUGGGUGUAGUGGUUGAACAACUCAGAUACAUGUACACCACACAUAAUAUUGACCCAUAAUUAUUAGUUUUUAGUUUGUUGUGAUGUUAUUUUACUAACAAUAUUUUUAUACUGAUAGAUGGUACAUAGAUUUUGCGUGUCUUUUUCUGUACUAACUUUCUUUCUCUUGAUAAUGAAAUUUAAUUGUGUAUGUUUCUAUGCAACCCAACCCUGGAAAUCAAGCGUGCACUAUUUUUAUAUUUGUUUCAAUGGAACACAUCAUGCGUGAAUAAAGAAUUUUAACCAAA
Ciona intestinalis (vase tunicate) is the source of this 3059-nucleotide messenger RNA. The record is from RefSeq and is a predicted model, not a curated record. Lineage: Eukaryota; Metazoa; Chordata; Ascidiacea; Phlebobranchia; Cionidae.